GUGCAAUGGCCUUUACUGCACUAUUAAUAGGAGUUUCGAUCUAUUUGGUGGCAUAUCUCAUGGCGCUUGUGGCAAAUGCUCUGUUUGAUUUACGAGAAGCAAUCAUACCUUGUCCGAAAAUCGUCGAGAAUGUACAACCAACAGCAUGGUACACUCUUCAAGUAGCAGUUGUUUCUUCGUUGUUUCAAAUAACCCAGGAAGAGGUAAUGGCUGAAUACACAAGAGAUCUUAACGCAAGAAAAUGGAUUGUACGACAUAGCUUUCCAUGCAAUGAACUGACAAGGCGUUUUCUCAAUAAAUAUUCCUCUCGAUUUCUCACCAAUGGCUAUGAUAUCAAUCCCAAGAAUAUUAAUCCACAAAAUAUGCGCGCUAUUCUUUAUUAAGUUUCCUUUUGCUACAUUAAAAAAUUUCAAAGUGUUCAGACAUAC
This is a messenger RNA of Cylicocyclus nassatus, 428 nucleotides long. The record is from the annotation of a GenBank genome assembly. Lineage: Eukaryota; Metazoa; Nematoda; Chromadorea; Rhabditida; Strongylidae.